Messenger RNA from Filobasidium floriforme, 852 nucleotides. RefSeq lists its product as uncharacterized. NCBI's taxonomy places the organism in Eukaryota, Fungi, Basidiomycota, Tremellomycetes, Filobasidiales, Filobasidiaceae. The record is from RefSeq and is a predicted model, not a curated record. The transcript has 8 exons. Bases 1 to 852 code for a protein of 283 amino acids.
AUGUUCUUUCGACCUCGACUCGACCGAGGGGUUCACUUCGAGCUUCAGCGAAUCCCAGCGGCCCGAGUGAUAGUUAGGUGUCGUCAUAGGCUGACGCCGGUGGUCGAGUCACCGGUAGACCGUUCUUGUGACACGCUCGACCGGUUCGCCCCGACCGUCUCGUGUUGCAGGAACGGUCACAGCCACUCUCUUUAUGGUAAGCCACGCGUUCGACCGCGACUCUACCGACGCACGACUGAUGGUACAAGAUCAUGCGUUGAUUGCGCCUCUGAUCGAUCCCCUCCGAUACCACUUGCGUAUCGUGACAUAAGACCGGUCGACUCGAACGACUAUUGCGGCGUCGGCCGCGUCCUGGGUGCACAAGUAAGUUCCGUUUCGCAACUUUUAUCUCUCUCUUAUAGUCCGAGACGGCGGGGUUCCCAUCGUGAGAUCAUAAGCUGCGACGAUCUCGGGAUUCUUGAUUUUCAAGUCAUACUACGCUCGCAAUCUUCGCUCGAACUCAAUUGUCUUGACGAGGUUGUCGCUGUCGUUCACUACACAUCGACACGGACCACGAGUCCAACAUUCCAUCUCUUGCUGUUCGCGAGCAGCAAUGGCCGGGCCGGCUUCAGCAUCGAUUGCGUUGUUCGUCUCUCGUCGAUGACUCCCAUUCAGGAUGAUAUGGACCGAGGCCAAGCACGCCCAUACCUUGAUCGUCAAUCCGGUUGUCGAAACUUUGCCACAUCGUCGUUGAGUCGCCCUGACAAUCCAGUGAUCGAUGGUCCUGUCUUGGCUCUCUCAACGGCGACAAGUUUUCCCGAUGCACGCUCGCUCUCUCUAUCUAUCUGUCAUGAACUAGUCUCUUUCACAUAA